CUCUAAAACCCUAAACCCUGUAAAUCUCCCAUUUUCAUUUCCCCUAAUGCUUCGAUUAAUCCUCAAAUGUCCCCUUAAACCUCAAUUACCCUACUCCAUCCUGCUCCUUAAAUCCUCUUUCUCCGCCGCCAGCCUCGCCGUCGACCACCCUGAACCACCACCAACCACCACCACCAAAAUUGCAUUUUCAAACAUCCUCACUUUUUUUCAAACUUAUUGCACUAAAGGCUCUGCAAAGCUUUUAAAAGCCGACCCAUGUUAUAAAAAUUUAAUCUUUGAGCUGAAUGAAUUAGAAAUAGAAGACAUUGUUGAGAAACUGAGUGUUGAGAAUUCCGAUUCUGCCCUUGAGUUCUUUUUCUUGUUGAGAAAUGAUUAUGGGUUUAAGCAUUCGAGAGUGUCACACGUUAUUGUUGCUCAUGUUUUGGCUAAAAAACAGCGGUUUAGAGCUUUGAAGUUUCAUUUGCAAAAUUUGGUUCAAGAAGAAGGCUCGGGUUCAGCUUCUUUGCUAAGUGAGCUGCUUUCGAGUCGCUUUCAGAAAUGGGAUUCUAAUCAUGUUGUCUGGGAUAUGCUGGCUUCUGCUUAUUCCCAAUGUCAGAUGGUUCUCGAUGCUCUCUUUGUUUUUGCAAAGAUGAAAAAUUUCAAUAUCCGGGCUUCGAUAAUUUUAUAUAAUAAUUUGUUGUAUAAGCUGAGGGACACUGAUAUCAUCCGGGAUGUCUAUGAUGACAUCAAAGCCAGUGGGAUAAACCCGAGUGAGUAUACUAAUUCCAUUCUUAUAGAUGGCCUAUGCAAACAGUUCUCGAUGCAAGAAGCUGUUGAGUUUCUUCGAGGGACUGAAUGUAGAGAGUUUGGGCCUUGUGUUGUGUCUUUCAAUACUCUUAUGUCAAGUUCCUGUAAAAUGGGUUACAUGGAUGUUGCAAAGUCAUUCUUUUGUAUGAUGUUUAAGUAUGGAUUACAUCUCAAUGUAUACAGUUACAAUAUUCUCAUUCAUGGGUUAAGCAUGGCGGGUGCAAUGGAAGAAGCCUUGGAGUUCAAAGGUGAUAUGGAGAAACACGGUUUACAGCCUAAUGUGGUGACUUAUAACGUCCUUACCAAAGGAUUUUGUUUGCUUGGUAUGACAAGUGGUGUCUGGACAUUAAUUAAUGAAAUGCUUCAUAAAGGCUUAAAUCCUGAUAUUGUCACUUUUAAAAUGUUGAUAUGUGGAUAUUGCAAGGCAGUUAAUGUUGAUGAGGGUAUUAAGUUGGGAGAGGAGAACAGCGGUCAUAAACCAGAUACUGUCAUGUACUCGAUUCUCAUACAAGGCCUUUGUAAGAAAGGAUUGGUCGAGUUGGCUUUUCAACUGUACAGAGAUAUGUGUUAUAAGAGAAUUCUUCCAAAUAUUGUUGCUCAUAGAUCUAUUCUCAAAAGCUUCUGUGAGAAAGGGUACAUGUGUGAGGCUAGAGCUUUUUUUGAUGCUUUAAUGAACUGUGACUUAAUGGAUGAUGUUCUUUUGGGUAAUAUUAUGAUUGACGGAUAUGCAAAACGUGGUGACAUUGGUGAAGCUCUUCAGGUAUACGAACUAAUAAAAGAGAAAGGAAUAAUGCCAAGCAUAGUCACAUUCAACUCCUUAUUAUAUGGGUUCUGCAAAGCCAGAAAGCUAGAUGAUGCAAGAAAGUUGUUUGACACUAUUGUUGUACAUGGGUUGAUACCAACAGAGGUCACGUACACAACUCUUAUGGAUGCGUAUAGUGAGGAAGGAAAUAUUCAAACCAUCUUAGAGUUGCAAGCGGAAAUGAAAGCAAGGGGCAUGGAACCAACUCAUGUUACUCGUACAGUGAUAAUGAAAUGCCACGGCAAAACAAGUCAGAUGCAUGAGUCGGUUCGGAUACUAAAGAAUAUGUUAACGGCAGGUCCUUGGCCUGAUGAAGUUUCGUACAACACCAUUAUCCAAAGUUUCUGCAAAGCUCGAGAUAUGAAAGGUGCUAUCCGAUUACAUGAUGAGAUGAUAGACAACAAUCUUCUGCCAAGUCGUGUCACAUACAACAUUCUCCUUAAUGGUUUAUGUGUACAAGGAGACCUAAAGUAUGCUGAGAAACUAUUUUCUUCUCUCGAAGAUCGUGAUGUUGGCCUGAUGAAAUGUGAUUACACCAUUCUUAUAAAAGCACAUUGUGCAAAAGGUGAUGUGAAUAAGGCGGUGGGUCUGUUCAAAAAGAUGAUCGAGAAGGGCUUUGAAAUCUCUAUUAGAGAUUAUAGUGCUGUAAUUAAUAGGUUGUGCAAAAGAAACUUACUAUACGGUCCUUAUAAAAAGAGAAACUUAAUGGAUGAUGUGAAGGAUUUUCUGCAUAUGAUGUUGUCGCAUGGCAUAUCUGUUGAUUUACAAAUGUAUUCUGUUAUGCUUAACAGUUUUCGUCGUAUUGGUGAUCACAAUUCUGUGUUCCAGCUGUUCUCUUUGAAAAUUAAGUGUGGGUUAGAUACUGGUUGUAAUUGUGGUUAAGUGUACACGACACCAAUUCAGGAUGAUUACUAUGCUCUGCUGCAACAUAUGAGCUUCUUGUUUCAUGAGGUGUUACCAGAAAAGUUCAACAAGCUAUUCCUUGAUUUUAUAAGGAAUGUUAACUUAUUCAAAUAUUCAAUCCCAUACCUGGUUUAAAGAGAAAUUUUGGUAGAAAAGGAAGUGAAGAUUUUUGCUAGACAAAGGGGUCGAGUCAUGUUUAUGCAUGUAGCAUCACUUACAAAACAGAAAGCUGGUUUAUGUGGUAGAGUGAUUAUAUCCUCUGGUCAGCAUCAUCUUUGUAUGGAGAAAAGACAGAUUUAGGCAUCUGUAAGAAAAGUUAAAACAGGACUAGCUACAGAAUCCUGGUUCAUUCUCUAAAUUUUAUGAAGAGUCAAUGGUAGUACCCAUGGAAAGGAUGCACGAGGCUGCUUUCUUUCAUCCAUUUGCUGAACACGGGUCUAUUACUUGAUAUAUGAAGAAAUCCUGUACUUUUUUCUUGUUCAUGGCUCUAUAGUGAAGGGAUUCUUGCUCCCUGGCUUUGGAACAGGCAGAUAUGGAUUUGGUGGCAGAGCUGGUUGGAGUGACAUUGCCAAAAGGAAGGAAUGUAGUGUUUGGAAAUAAGUAUGGUCCUCCCAAGAUAAAUAUGGUGAAACUGUUCUUAAAGAGGUACAUCACAAGCAUUAACAAAUGGGCAGUCGAGUGCACUUAGCUCCUACUAUUAGGGGGGAGGGGGGCGGCUAGCGCCAGACCACGUUGGGUCAUAUUACAGAUCCAUCUGGACGAUCCUUUGGAAAAUGUCAAGAGUAAAAUUAGUUAGGGAAGCUGGUGCCAAGACUAAUAAUCUUGCUGGUGAUGGUUGCACAACAUCUAUUGUGCUUGCUCGUGGUCUGGCUGCUGAAGGUGCCAAGGGUUGAAGGGAGUGGAAUAACCUCUAGACAUCUCUUUUUUUUUAGAUAAAAACGGCUUUCUUGUUUCUGUUAUAAUUGUGUUUAGUCAUUAUCUUUCCCUAGUUACUGCCACGGGAGCAAAUGUUGUUCAAGUUGAUGCCUAGAGAGGUUGAGGAUCACGAGCUGGAAGAUGUUGCUGCUGUUAGAGCUGGCAAUGAUUAUGCCAUCGGGAACAUGAUCUCGAAAUCUCUAAGGCAGGUUGGGAGAAAAGGUGUUGUCACAAUUGAGAAUAAGGGAACUAUACUGAAACCAGUCUAGAAGUUGUAGAAGAUAUGCAGUUUGAUCGUGGCUAUUUGUCACCUUAUUUUGUAACUGAUCGACGAAAGAGGACUGUGGAGCUUCACAAGUGUAAGGAGCCAAAUUUGGAAAGUGAGAUUGCAACCAGCAUGCGAACAGUUACAUUUCAUCAUAGAUCAACCAAUGAGACACAAAACAAUCACACUGGUCACAUGGAAAAAGUCACCGCUGGAAUGGUACAAGUUCGACUCCGAUGGAAGUUGCCCCAAGAUGGUGUUUGUGGUGCAGGUGGAAUUAUAAGAGAUCACAUAGGCAAACUUAUCCUAGCCUUCUCAAUCUUUCUUUCUCCUGGAACAAGCAAUUGGGCAGAAGGUAAGGCAAUGUUAUAUGGGCUGCAGCAGUGUAUGUCCAUAGAGGAGGCGAACUCAAAGCGGCUCAGCUCAUGUGUAGGAGGAGCGGCAUGCACCUCCUAUCGGGAACAACUCAUCUGCAUUCUGGCUUAGAGUCCAACAUUGCUAUCGGGAAGCAAAUAAGGUCGCGAACAAGCUAUAGCUACACUCUGCCACGUGCAUAAACAACAACUGAUAUUUACAAGAUUUGAGAGACUACCAAGAGUGGUAAGGCGUCUUAUGCAGCUGGACAGAUGGGAGAUGGCAUCCUUUAGAUCAAGACAAUUAAAGCAAUGGAUGUUGCUGCUCAACUUUAAAUGCUACUUUCGUUGUUCCGAGAACAAGGUGAUCACCAAAAGGAAUUACUGAAUAACUUAGAAAGAUGAAUGUAACUACUAUGGAUGGUCCGAUACUGAAUAAAGUCUAGACGCAGCAUGGUACUCUUUCUGCUACUAUGUUAAUGUAGAGGUGGUUUCAAAAUAAAUCUUUUAUCGAUAUCGGAUACUCAUAUUGAUAAAAUGAUUUGAACCGCUUAUUGUAAAUUGUAAAAACUGGGAUUUUACCCCUUUAUAGUCUUACUGGAAGACUUAGGUAAGUAUCAGAAAAAUAAUUCUUAAGUAGUGUUUUCUUAGGUAAUGGUUAUUCCAUCUAUAACUAAACAGUAUUGUUCAUGUAUUUUUACAAAAGUAAUAAUGAUCCUUCGUCUAAUUUCA
Nicotiana tabacum (common tobacco) is the source of this 4756-nucleotide messenger RNA. NCBI's taxonomy places the organism in Eukaryota, Viridiplantae, Streptophyta, Magnoliopsida, Solanales, Solanaceae. The record is from RefSeq and is a predicted model, not a curated record.